AUGGCAGACGUGGAGAUGGAAGCGAUGAUUUUUGCAGCUACGCCUUCCCUUGGGGAAUUUGGCUCUAUGCUGGACAGCUUCAAGCUCUGCAGACCCGCUGCUCCGGAGCACCCGCAGCCGCUCCUGCCCUUGAAGGACGCCCACGACGGUGUUAUUUUCUGGAUUGAUCCUGAUGUAGGUGCUGGUUACCAGUUGCUUCUGCAGGUGCUGAAAGAUGUUCAGCGGGAGGGGAACAGAGCUGGAAACAAAGAGCAGACUCCGCGGGCAGGAAUCACCAAGGACCACACUUGUCUCGUUCUCACAAGUUUAAAUUUAAUGUUCAGUGCUUACGAGGACUUCUAUGGAUAUUACGUUAUUCGUACCAGUGGCAUCCUUGAGAGCAGCUUCCUUAAUAGCAUAUUUAUCAAGGGUUAUGGGGAUGAGUCCUCCAUUCAGGAGGUCAUCAAGGACUUUGUGAAGAGUCAUAUACAGAAUGGACUCACUGGUCCUUCAGGGUAUGUCACAGAUGGGCCAGGAAAUUACAAAUACAAAACAAAAUGCACCUGGCUCAUUGAAGGAAGGCCAAACACAAUCCUCAGGCUUCGAUUCAAUCACUUUGCCACAGAGUGCAGUUGGGACCACUUGUAUGUCUAUGAUGGAGAUUCGAUUUACGCUCCCUUACUGGCAGCUUUCAGUGGUCUUAUUGUUCCUGAGAAAGACAGCAAUGAAACAGUACCAGAAGUUGUAGCUACUUCUGGAUAUGCUCUUCUGCAUUUCUUCAGUGAUGCUGCCUAUAAUUUAACAGGGUUUAACAUCACAUAUAAUUUCAAUAUGUGUCCCAACAAUUGCUCCGGCCGAGGAGAGUGCAAGCUCAAGAACAGCAGCGAUGCUCUUGAAUGUGAAUGUGCCAAAUACUGGAAGGGAGAAGCUUGUGAUAUUCCCUACUGCACAGAUGACUGUGGGGCUCCUGAGAGAGGGCACUGCAGCUUUAAUGAUACUAAGACAUGUUUGUGCUCUGCAGGCUGGCAAGGUCCUGGCUGUUCAGUUCCUGUUCCUGCAAACCAGUCGUUUUGGACUCGGGAGGAGUACUCUCUUCCAAAACUUCCUAGAGCAUCUCACAAAACCAUAAUCCAUGACAAUAAAAUGUGGAUUGUUGGAGGCUAUGUCUUCAAUCAUUCUGACUCUCAGAAGGUUUUAGCGUAUGACCUUAUUUCUGAAGAGUGGCUUCCACUGGCCAACACUGUGAACUCCGUAGAGAUGAGAUAUGGUCAUUCGUUGGCGUUACAUGAGGAUGAUAUAUACAUGUACGGUGGAAAAAUAGAUGCAACGGGGAACGUGACCAGCCAGCUGUGGGUGUUCCACAUUCCCACCCAGACCUGGACUCAGGCGACACCAGAAGCCAAGGAGCGGUACGCUGUCGUUGGCCACUCGGCACACAUCGUCACCCUGCAAGACGGCAGCGCGGUCAUGCUCGUCAUCUUUGGGCACUGUCCUCUUUACGGGUAUAUCAGCAACGUCCAGGAAUACAACGUGGCCACAAAUAAAUGGAACAUUUUACAGACGAGCGGAGCUUUGGUGCAAGGAGGAUAUGGGCACAGUAGUGUUUAUGAUCCAAAUACAAGGUCAAUUUAUAUCCAUGGAGGUUACAAAGCGUUCAGUGCCAACAAAUACAGGCUAGCAGAUGACUUGUACAAAUAUGAAGUUGAUUCCCGUAUGUGGACGAUUCUGAAAGACAGUAGGUUCUUUCGCUAUUUGCACACGGCUGUGAUAAUGAGUGGAACCAUGCUGGUGUUUGGAGGAAACACGCACAAUGACACCUCCAUGAGUCACGGCGCCAAGUGCUUUUCUUCGGAUUUUAUGGCAUAUGAUAUUGCUUGCGAUCGGUGGUCUGUUCUUCCUCGCCCGGGUCUCCAUCACGAUGUGAACAGGUUUGGACAUUCGGCUGUGCUGUACAACAG
Messenger RNA from Tauraco erythrolophus (red-crested turaco), 1937 nucleotides. Lineage: Eukaryota; Metazoa; Chordata; Aves; Musophagiformes; Musophagidae. The record is from RefSeq and is a predicted model, not a curated record.